This is a messenger RNA of Macaca mulatta (Rhesus monkey), 1725 nucleotides long. RefSeq names its product vanin 3 (gene VNN3). The record is from RefSeq and is a predicted model, not a curated record. Gene Ontology annotation, molecular function: pantetheine hydrolase activity. Gene Ontology annotation, biological process: pantothenate metabolic process. Lineage: Eukaryota; Metazoa; Chordata; Mammalia; Primates; Cercopithecidae.
UCCAGUGAAACAAAACUUUUAAGAAUCUGAGUUUGUUUUUCAAAGAUCACUAAAUUUUAGUUAUGAUUAGAUCAUAUUUUCCAAAAUGUGUGGCAGUUGUUGCCCUCCUUGCCCUGAGUGUUGGUGCGCUGGACACUUUUAGUGCUGCAGUAUAUGAGCAUACAGUGAUAAUACCAAACAGAACAGAAACACCUGUUUCAAAAGAAGAAGGUUUGCUCCUGAUGAACAAGAACAUAGAUGUUUUGGAGAAAGCAGUUAAGCUGGCAGUGAAGCAGGGUGCACAUAUCAUUGUGACCCCAGAAGAUGGAAUCUAUGGUUGGGUCUUCACCAGGGAGAGCAUUUACCCCUAUUUGGAGGAUAUACCAGACCCUGGAGUGAACUGGAUUCCAUGUAGAGAACCCUGGAGAUUUGGCAACACACCAGUGCAACAAAGACUCAGCUGCCUGGCCAAGGACAACUCUAUCUAUGUUGUGGCUAAUAUUGGGGACAUGAAGCCAUGCAAUGCCAGUGACCCUCAGUGUCCCCCUGAUGGCUGUUACCAAUACAACACUGAUGUGGUGUUUGAUUCUUAGGGAAAACUGGUGGCACGCUACCAUAAGUACAACCUUUUUGCACCUGAAAUUCAAUUCGAUUUCCCCAAGGAUUCAGAACUUGUGACUUUUAACACUCCCUUUGGGAAGUCUGGCAUUUUUACUUGCUUUGACAUUUUUUCUCAUGACCCAGCUGUGGUGGUGGUGGUGGAUGAGUUUCAAGUUGACAGCAUUCUCUACCCCAUAGCAUGGUACAACGUGCUGCCCCUCCUCUCGGCUGUUCCCUUCCAUUCAGCAUGUGCCAAGGCCAUGGGAGUCAAUCUACUUGCUGCAAAUACCCACAACACCAGCAUGCACAUGACAGGGAGUGGAAUCUACACCCCAGAAGCAGUCAAGGUGUACCACUAUGACGUGGAAACAGAGAGUGGUCAGCUGUUGCUAUCAGACCCGAAGUCUCAGCCUCGCCGUGAGCCCACCUACCCUGAAGCUGUUGACUGGCAUGCAUAUGCCAGCAGUGUCAAACCGUUUUCCUCUGAGCAGUCAGAUUUUCCGGGGAUGAUUUAUUUUGAUGAGUUUACCUUCACUGAGCUUAAGAGAAAUCCAGGAAAUUACAGUUGCCAGAAAGAUCUGCGUUGUCACUUAACUUACAAGAUGUCUAAAAAGCGAGCAGAUGAGGUCUAUGCCCUAGGUGCUUUUGAUGGACUGCACACAGUAGAAGGCCAAUAUUACUUACAGCUAGAACUGCUUAAAUAUAUAUGCACAUUACUGAAGUGUCAAACCACUGACCUGGAAACGUAUGGAGAAGCUGUGGGGUCAGCUUUUACCAGGUUUGAGGACUUCUCUCUCAGUGGCACAUUCGGAAUGCAUUAUGUUUUCCCACAGAUCAUUCUAAGUGGGAGUCAGCUUGCCCCUGAAAGACAUUAUGAGAUUUCAAGAGAUGGACGCUUGAGGAGCCGAAGUGGAGCCCCUUUGCCUGUCUUAGUUAUGGCCCUGUAUGGAAGAGUGUUAGAGAAGGACCCUCCAUGCUUAGGGCAGGGACCUGGGAAGUUCCAGUGAUCUCCUUUAGCAGAGCCUUUUUAGGAUCAGCCUGGCUAAGGGAGGAAGAAAUAAAAGAGAUCCGUUAGUGUCUGUUUAGAAGAGAUGGCAUGAAUUUACGGAAACAAAUAGAAUAAACCUAAGCAGAUUUGAAAAGCAA